This is a messenger RNA of Fonticula alba, 910 nucleotides long. Its product is annotated as nucleoside diphosphate kinase B. Gene Ontology annotation, molecular function: nucleoside diphosphate kinase activity. The transcript is spliced from 3 exons. Gene Ontology annotation, biological process: GTP biosynthetic process; UTP biosynthetic process; CTP biosynthetic process. The record is from RefSeq and is a predicted model, not a curated record. The coding region runs from base 56 to 511 and encodes 151 amino acids. NCBI's taxonomy places the organism in Eukaryota, Rotosphaerida, Fonticulaceae.
UUUUAAUUCUCGUUAAUUUUUGGUAAAAACAACACUCUUCCCCCCAAACAUCACCAUGGAGCGUACUUACAUUAUGGUCAAGCCUGAUGGCGUCCAGCGCGGUCUCGUUGGCGAGAUUGUCAAGCGCUUCGAGCAGAAGGGCUUCAAGCUUGCCGCUCUCCGCCUCAUGACCCCCACUGAGGAGCACCUGAAGCAGCACUACAAGGACCUCGCUGAGAAGCCCUUCUUCCCCGGCCUCAUCAAGUACAUGACCUCCGGCCCCGUCGUCGGUAUGGUCUGGGUCGGCAAGGGUGCUGUCACCACCGGCCGCAAGAUGCUCGGCGCCACCAACCCCGCCGACUCUGCCCCCGGCACCAUCCGUGGCGACUUCUGCAUUGAGGUCGGCAUGAACAUCUGCCACGGCUCCGACACCGUCGAGAACGCCGAGGCCGAGAUUGCCCUCUGGUUCCCCGAGGGUGUUGCCACCUACGAGAAGUCCGAGGAUGCCUGGCUGUACGAGAAGCGCAACUAAGCGUCUCGUCCCCCCUGUGGAUACACCCUGUUCCUCCUUCUCCCGUGUGUGCUCUGCAUGCCCACCUGCAUCGCCCACAUCAUGGGUCACUGCCACAAGUGCGCGCGCCCCCUUCUCUGUGCCCCGCUCCUCCUGCCGCGCCGCGGUCCGCGCGCGUGGCUGGCUGGCCGCGCGGGGGCUGACACAUCGGGGAGUGGCUCGCGCUUGUGCGCAUGUCCUCUCGCGGGUCGAUCCACCUAUCUCUCUUUCUCCCUCUCUCUCUCUCUCUCUUGCCUCUGUGCAUCUCGGUGCCGCGCGCCCUCCCUCCCGGGGAGGGGCCUUCGCGUGUUCCCUCGAGCGAGCGAGAGAGACGGGGGCCGACAGAGAGGGGCACUCAAAAUACACCCGGUCCCAAAAGCA